Molecule: messenger RNA, 438 nt
Organism: Microdochium trichocladiopsis
Lineage: Eukaryota; Fungi; Ascomycota; Sordariomycetes; Xylariales; Microdochiaceae
Exons: 1
Coding region: 1-438 (145 amino acids)
Source: RefSeq, a predicted model, not a curated record
AUGGCGUUCUUCGACCAUGAGGCUCGGACCAUGGACGCUGCGGCGUGUAACGAUAUCCUCCAAAACCAGUUCUGCCUGCUGCCCAAGCGGAAUACAGCCAAACACAUCGGCACGCGGAUCGACCGGGUUGACAAUGUCAUGGUCUGGGGCUCACCAGUGCUAGAGAGCUAUCGGCUCGAUCCUUUCGCCACACUGUACAUUGCGGAGAUCAAAGACGCGUAUGCGGCAUGUAUCGAUCUGGACGAUGCAAGCUUUCGAGCCGCAAUCCUGGAGAGGGUCAUUGGCCCUCUAAGCCAGCAUCCUUCGUUCCACCAUGUUCUGACUGAGCUAGCCUUUCUGGAUGGCGCAGUGGAGGACGAGCCGGGAAACGGGGCUGCGGCCAAUGGAGGACAAAAGCCAGCUGGGAAACCCAUUCCGGAGGUUAUUGACCUGACCUGA